AUGGCCGUAACACGACUGACCUUUCUCUCCUUUCUUGCCUUGAUACCUUUCUCCCUGGCAGCUCCCAGAACCAGGAUUGCUGCUGCCCCUAGCUCUAGUGAAGCUGCGGGCGGAUCUCCCAGCGCUCCCCCCACUCGCAGCCAUCCAACGUCGCUCCCACAUCUUGUGUACAGCGGCACGCCCACUACGACGGGUGCCCUGACUGCGAGCGCUGUUGGAACCGGCGUCGCCGUCGUACCUCUUCAACCAGCGGCUACAACAUACCCAAGUGAUGGGCACCUCCAUGACGCUCAACCAGCGCCAUAUGUUCCCGCUGGCGGCAUUGGGACCAAUGCCACGCCAGUCUACAAUGCAAAGAGUGAUUUCGACUAUGAAUCCCUGGCCCUUGCCCUGUACCAAGAAUGGAUAGAGCUUGAUCUCUUCCAGAACGGGCUUGCCACUUUCUCGGUAGCAGAUUUCGAGGCUGCUGGCCUGACCGCACAGGACCGCUUCUUGAUCGAGUUUAUGGCUCAGCAGGAAGUCGGGCAUGCCACCAUGGUCAGCAAUAUCCUGGGCCCAUCAGCUCCCCAGCAGUGCGACUAUAAGUACCCGUUCACGACGGUGCGCGAAUUCGUGGAUUUCUGCCAGAAGCUCACCCGGUUUGGAGAAUCCGGGGUUUACGGCUUCCUUCCACACUUGAAUUCCCGCGAGGCCGCUCAGCUGCUGCUCCAGUCCAUCACCACGGAGGCUCGCCAGCAGAUGAUUUUCCGUCAGUUUGACGGCAUCUUCCCCAUGCCCGUAUGGUUCGAGGUCGGCGUUCCCCAGUCCUGGGCGUGGACGCUUCUCGCUCCGUAUAUCACGUCCUGCCCAGCCAACCAGACAAGACUGGCCUGGCAGAACUUCCCUGCUUUGUGGAUUCUGAACCAGCCAAACCCGGCGCGAGUGAAUGGCUCAGGGGGUUAUAACGAGACUCUCACUGCGGGCAUGAACACCCUGAAUUCUACUGUCCCCGCUGACAGUGCCUGUGUCAAUAGCACUGACGUCUCUUCCUGUUCCCCGGCCAUCACCCAGAACCGUACCAUCCCGCUUUCCUGGCCAGGUCGCCUGGUGGAAUUGGCUUGGGACAGUCCUAACAAGACGGUUGGACCCAACAACAGUUACAUCACGUCGACUUCGGCCGGCGCUCCCGCCUAUGUCGCUUGGGUCACGCAGCUGAACGUGACCUAUUCCAAGUUGAAUGUCCUCAACUCGUCUUACGGCACCACGAUUCAGCCCAACCUGGAGACCUAUCUCGGCGACCCAGCGAUCAAUGGAACCAUGUUUAUUGCGAUCACCGACGCGGAUCCUUACCUGACUCCCUUCAACCUCAGUCUCAUUAAUCCCCACAGCUUAGUGUCGCUCGACGAUGCGAUUGGCUGCGGUCGAUUUCCGCCGAAGCUGCCGACGCGAGGCAUCCAACUCCGCGUCUCCAACACCAAGCUCCAACACCACGCGCUUGCACUGACGACCACACCGGAACUCCUCUGCUCAGCAGAUGGAACGCGUUUGCUUAUUUGUCCAGUUAGAGUAAUCCGGACCAUGGACCCUCCCAGAAAUCGGAAACAGCGACGCGCUGCUGCGGCUGCGGCCUCUUCUUCUACCUCCUCUGCCGAUUCGUUCGAUCCGUCGUCUAUCCCCCUCGCUCAUCCUCCGCCUGCGGAUUCAAGAGACAAGCGGCAAGGAAAAACACUUAUCGAGAUUGCCGCAGAACGCCAGAAAGAGCUUCAGGCCUUGGCUGGCAAGAAUGGGAAGGGGUCAGCCGCCGCGGAAUCGACACUGUUGAACCCCGAAUCCACGGAGACCCAAUUCGUCCAGAUCACCCCGGAUGGGAAGGUUUCGCGCUUCAACCCGCCUGACAGUGACGCCUCUUCAGGCCAGCCAGGGUCAGACAGCGCUUCUCAGCAGCGUGACGCCCCUCUGCCACCGCUUGUCGACACCCUCCUCCUUUCGCUCCCUCUGACGACUCUGCACUUCACUCUCGCCUUCCUCGCCGCACAUCAGUACCUGGAAAAGAUCCCUUUCCGACAACUGGCGCUGGAGUCUAUCAUAGUUGCAUUUCCAGUCCUGACUUUUUGCAUCCACCUCGCUCACGGACACAUCAUUCCCUUUGGAAACCGCUCCAAGGCCAAAUCCCAGAAAACGGAUCAAACCUCGACGCGCCGCUUUUGGGACAAGCUAAUUCCCUCCCUACGAACGAUGCUAUUUCUUCCGCCGGCCGUGUGCCUGGGCAGUUAUCUGAUCCAGAUCACGAAUGACUCCCCAUACUAUGCGGUCAUGAAACGGGCGCCGGCGAUCGGCACCCUGUGGGUAUGGUGCGUGCUGGAGAUGUCAGCGGGCGCGGCAGUGCUGGCCGUUUUGGCGCCUCUUGGUUGGGGAGUCCUGUGGAAUGGAUACGGAAUAAUCUAG
Rasamsonia emersonii CBS 393.64 is the source of this 2424-nucleotide messenger RNA. RefSeq names its product Stress response protein Rds1. The transcript has 3 exons. The record is from RefSeq and is a predicted model, not a curated record. The coding region runs from base 1 to 2424 and encodes 807 amino acids. NCBI's taxonomy places the organism in Eukaryota, Fungi, Ascomycota, Eurotiomycetes, Eurotiales, Trichocomaceae.